GGCUCUAGGGAGAGAAGCCCCCGCGCACCCCAGCAGGGCGCGGGCCAGGUGGCAGCGCCGGGGCUGGGCUGCGCGGAGGAGGCGGCCUCCCGGGCCAGGGGCGGUGGCAGGGGCGGCCCCGGGAUCACAUGGGCGGAGGCAGGUCCUGGAGCCCCGGGCGGGCUCUCCCCAGAGUCGGGCAGACGGCGGCGGCGGCGGCGGCAGCGGCGGUGUCUCCUCACCCUCCCUCCUUCCCUUCCCUCCCGGGUCUGGCCGCCCAGCCCGACGGGUGAGCGGGAGCCAGGUGAGCGGGAGCCAGCACCCAGCCCGCGGGUACUUUGGCCUCGGAGCGUAGAAGGAGCCAGAACUGGGAGAGCCGGGCGGGCCGACGGGCUGGGCACCUCCCCGCGGCCCAGGGCGCGGAGUCCACCGGCCGGCUCAAAGAUAUGGCACUGACGGUGGAUGUGGUGGGGCCAGGGCCCUGGGGCUUCCGGAUCACUGGGGGCAGGGAUUUCCACACGCCCAUCAUGGUGACCAAGGUAACUGAGAGGGGCAAGGCUGAGGCUGCUGACCUCCGGCCUGGCGACAUUAUCCUGGCCAUCAACGGGGAGAGCGCUGAGGGCAUGCUUCAUGCUGAGGCCCAGAGCAAGAUCCGCCAUAGCCCCUCACCCCUGCGGCUGCAGCUAGACCGGUCCCGGGCUGCUUCCCCCAGGCAGACCAAUGGGGAAAGCUCUGUGGAAGUGCUGGUGACUCGCUUCCAGGGCUCCAUGAGGACGCACACGGACAGCCAGUCCUCCCUGCGGUCUUCCUGCUCCAGCCCCGUGUCCUCCAGCCCCCAGCCAGGCAACCCCUUCUCUACCCUGUCCCCCAGCAGCCCACAUGCCCUCCCUGGAGAGGCUGUGGUCAGCCGCAGUUUCCAGAGCCUGGCACACUCCCCGGGACCCACUGCUGCUGACCGCUUCUCCUACGGGGGCUGCCCUGGAAGCCGCCAGGCCAGCCUCCCCCGCGCCGGCGACUCAGCUGUGCUGGUGCUGCCGCCUUCCCCGGGUCGGCGUUCCUCCAGCCCCAGGCUCAGUGUGGACUCAGAAGGGGGAAGUCGCCUUCUGGAAGAGGACUCAGAAGUCUACAAGAUGCUGCAGGAGAAUCGUGAGGCACGGGUCGCGCCCCGGCAAUCCAGCUCCUUUCGGCUCUUGCAGGAAGCCCUGGAGGCUGAGGAGAGAGGUGGCACGCCUGCCUUCCUGCCCAGUCAGCUGAGCCCCCAGUCCUCCCUGCCCACCUCCAGGGCCCCGGCCACCCCGCCCAAGCUCCACACGUGUGAGAGGUGCAGCAGCAGCAUUGUGAACCACGCUGUACGCAUCCAGGAGGGGCGCUACCGCCACCCGGGCUGCUACACCUGCGCAGACUGCGGGCUGAACCUGAAGAUGCGCGGGCACUUCUGGGUGGGGGACGAGCUGUACUGUGAGAAGCAUGCCCGCCAGCGCUACUCCUCGCCCCCCACCCUCAGCUCCCAGGCCUGAGCACCUGGCUGUGCUCUUAGCCCGCCCUCGACUCUGUGGACACCUCUGUGCCAGGGCCAUGCCAAUAGCAAGUUGGCAUGGAAGGGUGGUGGUGGGUGGUGGGGCCCCUUCCUCCACGCUAGGUGCGGCCAGGGCCUGGGACCUGUCCUGGGCUGUGCAUGAGGACGGCUUCGCCGGCCCAGGCCUGUGCUAGAUACUCUCACUUCCCCCUGCAGGACAGGCCGGGCACCAAAGUCGGUGGUGGGCACCGCAUUGGAUAUCUUUGUGCAACAGGGGUUAAGCAGGUUGGGACACAGAGAGAAAUAUGUAGAAAGAGAGGGGUGGUCAUAGGCGAAAGGUAUUCACUCUGUAAAGUUUUCAACAUAUGAGCUCUAUAAAUAUAUAUACAUGGACAAAA
Neomonachus schauinslandi (Hawaiian monk seal) is the source of this 1893-nucleotide messenger RNA. It is a transcript of the gene PDLIM2, whose product is annotated as PDZ and LIM domain 2. Gene Ontology annotation, cellular component: Z disc; filamentous actin; stress fiber. Bases 426 to 1496 code for a protein of 356 amino acids. The transcript has 11 exons. Gene Ontology annotation, molecular function: muscle alpha-actinin binding; actin binding. Gene Ontology annotation, biological process: heart development; actin cytoskeleton organization; muscle structure development. The record is from RefSeq and is a predicted model, not a curated record. NCBI's taxonomy places the organism in Eukaryota, Metazoa, Chordata, Mammalia, Carnivora, Phocidae.